AUGGAUAAAGAUGAAGGAAGAGGCACUGAACCAGAGCCUAAACUCCCCAAAGCCUCAGUUGAUAAAGUAGUUUCAGAAACCCUAACUCAUCCUAUUACCUGCAGUCGUGAAGUCAAGCACAUUUUACUUAGCAGUUGUGCCGAAUUCGUCCAUAUCAUAGCCACCGAAGCCAAUGAUGCCUGUGAGAAAGAGCAAAAGAAGACCGUUACACACGAGCACGUCUACACCGCCCUACGCAAUCUAGGCUAUGCCUCUUAUAUAGAAGAAUGCAACGAAGCCUACAAAGAGUAUCAAGAGCAGACCAAGCUAAGACCAUCCAAGCAAAACAAGUUCAAAGAAUCCGGUCUUACCCAAGACGAGCUAGAAAAGGAGCAGGAAGAACUCUUCCGCAAAGCCAAACUCAUGGCUCUCAACAACGACCAACCCAACUAA
This is a messenger RNA of Nematocida homosporus, 432 nucleotides long. Its product is annotated as down-regulator of transcription 1. Gene Ontology annotation, molecular function: TBP-class protein binding; general transcription initiation factor activity; core promoter sequence-specific DNA binding. Gene Ontology annotation, cellular component: negative cofactor 2 complex. Gene Ontology annotation, biological process: RNA polymerase II preinitiation complex assembly; negative regulation of transcription by RNA polymerase II; positive regulation of transcription by RNA polymerase II. The transcript has a single exon. Bases 1 to 432 code for a protein of 143 amino acids. Lineage: Eukaryota; Fungi; Microsporidia. The record is from RefSeq and is a predicted model, not a curated record.